AUGCAAACCUAAGACUUGGGAUAUUUAAUCAAUGCCUUAUAGUUAACAUAUGGAACAUCAUAAGAGAGUGUAAAUAAUGGAGAGGCUCUUUUAAAAUAAGCAUCUUUACAACCAUUAUAUGCCAUUUCAUUAUUAAGGAUAGUGGAUGAUUAAACACAGCCAGAAUUAUUGAGACAAAGUGCUGUUGUCAACUUGAAAACAUUUUUAGAAAAGCAUUGGGCUGAUAAGAAAGAACCAGGCCACUUUGUUGUAAGUGGAGAAGAAAAAAGUGUGAUUCGAGCAACCAUUAUUGACGCUUUAGCAAGGUAGCUUAAUAAUUUAAUAUCAUAAUAUGAAGAUCUGAUAUACAAAUUGGUAGCUAUAGACUUUCCUAAUGAUUGGCCUUAAUUAGUACAAUAAUUAGUAAUUAAAUUACAAAACUUCACCUCAUAUGAAGACCUUUGGAGUGCAUUGCUUACAUUAAGACGUGCAUGCGAAGUCCAUUAAUUUUUAUUGGAAAAUGAUCGUAAACCAUUGGAACCAUUAGUUGCUUCAACAUUUCCUAUUUUGGAAACUCUGAUUCAAAAGUUUUUAGAAGGGUACAAUGAAUAGAGUGGAUAACUCGUAAAGGUGAUUUUGAAGAUAUUCCAUCACGCAACUCAUUUAGUGAUGCCUAUAUAUAUGAGAGAUUACAAUGCAGUAGCUAAAUGGAUGCUUUAUUUCAAGACAAUUAUACAAGCACCUCCCCCUCCUGAGUUAUCAACUUUAACUUAAGAUUCUGAAGAAGAAACCAGAAGAGAAAAAACAUAUAUAUGGACAAAUAAGAAAUGGGCAAGCAGAAUCAUAUUGAGAUUCAUUUAGAAAUUUGCCAAUAAAAAAAUGGUCGAAUCAAAUAUGGCUGAGUUUGCAGAACACAUUAAAUCAACUUAUGCCAUAGGGUUUAUGGAAAUAUUUUAUAAGAUUUUAACAGAUAACACUUAAUUCUAGGGACCUAGAACUUGCUUGUUUGCUCUCAAAUAUUUAUUCUACUCUUUAAAAUUAGACAAUACAAAGGAAUUACUCAAGCCUCAUUAUGACAAACUUCUAUAUCACAUUGCUAUUCCAAAAAUGCAAUUGACUCCAAGAGAUGAUUAAUUGUGGAAAAAUGACCCUGAAGAAUAUAUCAAAAGAUUAGACGAUUUCUCUCUUUCAACUUACAAUAUCAAGAACCCUGCCAAUGAUAUUCUUUAAGAAGUUUGUCAAUAAAAAGAUGUAAAUGGCAAUUUGAUGUUGAUUUCAUUUCUUAAUUAUUGUUAAACUGCCUUUAGCACUAAUAUUGAUCCAUUAACAAAUCAACCUUUAGAUCUUCUCAAAAAGGAAGCAUUAUUAUCGGGUAUUGAAAGUUUGGUUCACUAAAUCUCAAAAAUCAACUCCAUUCAGGGUGGUUUAGAAUAAAUCUUAGAGAAGUUCAUUCUAUAAGAGUUCUCAAACCCAGUUGGAUUUUUAAGGGCUAGAGCAUGCCAUUUAUUCAAUGAAUAUGGCUCUAUUGAAUUCAAAAAUAAACAAAACAUAUAAUUGGCAGUAUAGGGAAUAUCGAAAUGUAUAUUAGAUAAAGAAUUACCAGUCAGAGUUGCUGCAGCUAUAGCAUUUAGUUCAAUUCUUAAACACAAGGAAGCUUAAGAUUUGAUAAGGCCUUAAUUAAGUUAGGUGUUGGAAAUAUAUAUUAAAUUGAUGGAAUUGAUUGAUAAUGAAAAGAUUGUAAGAUCACUAGAAGAAAUAGUUAAGAAUUUUACAAAUGAAAUCACUCCUUAUGCUCAUUAAUUAUCUGCUCAUAUUGCUACUAUCUUCUAAAAGUAUUGCAACAAAUAGAAUUAAGGAGAUGGUGAUUCUGAUGACGACGGUGAAGCUGAAUUAGCUGCAUCAGGAUGUUUAGAGGCCAUCAAAAGAAUCCUUAACGCUCCACUCCAAUAAGAGUCUUAUAUAUAAUUGGAAUCAGUUAUCUUUCCAAUUAUUAAUUUUGCUUUAACAGAAACUGGCUGUGACUUCAUUAAUGAGGCUUUAGAGAUCUUGAACAUAAUGCUUUAUAAAAGAAAACAAUUGACUCCAGGUUUAUGGUUCUAUUACCCAGUCUUGUGUUACAUCAUAUUGGGAAUCCCUGAGGAAACCAAUGUUUAUAGUAUCUAAGGUUUAUCAGAGGAUUAAUAUGUGUUGUUAGAAGGAUGCAAGAAAGAUUGGGGAAGUGAAUUUGUUUCCUAGAUGUUGGGAUCCUUCAGAAACUAUAUCUAAAAAGGAGGAGCCACUUUUUUGACUUAAAAUGAUUUCUUUGGAAAUUCAUUUAUUUCCUUGAUCUUUAGAUUCAUAUAAAAAAUUUAUGCUAUUGCUGACAAUGGAAAUGAUGAAACAGACUAAAAUUAAGUUACCACAAUACUGAUUGCUUUAAUUGAAAAUUACCCUGGUUAAAUAGACAAUCUGAUUCCAUAAAUCGUGGACUUUACAUUACUUAAUUUAUAAAAAGAGAAAAAAACUAGUAGAUUCAAAAUUGUCAAUAUUGGAGUUUUGUGCAUGUGUAUUUGGUAUAAUCCUAAUCUUGCUGUUAAUUACUUAAACAGUAAAGGAUUGACAGAUCAGAUCCUCUAAACUAUGCUUUAAAUGGAAAAGUUCUAUAAAUAUGAAUGGGAUAUCAAUAGAUUAAUCUUCGCUCUUUGCUAAUUGUAUUCUCUACCUCAAAUACCUAAUUUUUUAUUGUCAACAUCAUCAGAAGUUGGAAAAUUAUUUGUGAGAUUAUCAACAAAAAUAUUGGAUUUACGAGAAGAAGAGGAAUCUUGUGAUUAAGAAGAUUAAGCCGAAGAGGAGGAGGAUCUUAAAAAAACUAUUGAAAAAAUCUAAGAUUUAGAAUAGGAUGAUGAUGAAGAUGACGAAGAUUAUGAUGAAGGUGAUGAUGAUUAUGCCGAACUCUAUGAUAGUCCACUUGAAGAUUACGAUGCCAUUUUAUUAAUGGAAAAAUUAGUUUUGACUUUACAAUAAAAUAAUCAGUAAUUGUAUGCUGCCUUGUUCUCUUAAUUGAAUCAAUAAGAAUAAGAACAAAUGACCAAAAAUAUUAAAGAUGCUAAGGAAUAAUAUGAUGAAUGGCUUAAAUAGAAGUCAUAAAAUAAGUGAUAUUUGUUUAUAUAUCAUGAAAUCUAU
Messenger RNA from Paramecium tetraurelia, 3141 nucleotides. RefSeq lists its product as uncharacterized. Gene Ontology annotation, cellular component: nuclear envelope; cytosol. Gene Ontology annotation, biological process: protein import into nucleus. Gene Ontology annotation, molecular function: small GTPase binding. Lineage: Eukaryota; Ciliophora; Oligohymenophorea; Peniculida; Parameciidae. The transcript has 4 exons. The record is from RefSeq and is a predicted model, not a curated record.